AUGGCUGCUGCUCGCGAAGAAUCCCGCACCCCAAUGGAUGUCGACACCAAUGGCGUCAAUGGCAAGACGGAACGGAGCCCUACGCCCCCUCCCCACCGUUCGAACGGCAACACUGCCGAGGCCGACAACUUCAAGCUGGCCGGUAACAAAUUCUUCAAGGAUGGCAACUACACACGCGCUAUUGAGGAGUUCAACAAGGCCCUCGAGAUCAGCCCCGACUCGUCCGUCUACCUGUCCAACCGCGCGGCCGCCUACAUGGCCGCAAACCAGUAUCUAGCCGCUCUGGAGGACUGUGAGCGCGCCCGCGAACUCGACCCCAUCAAUACCAAGCUCAUGUAUCGUCACGCCCGCAUUCUGGUCAGUCUGGGUCGUCCGACCGAGGCUCUCGAUGUGCUCUCCCGCGUCGAGCCCCCGGCUUCCGCUACCGACAAGGCUCCCGCCGAGAAGAUGCUCCGGUUUGUCAAGCAAGCCGAGGAGGCUUUGGCUGAAGACCGUGGUGUGUCGAUGGUGCUGUUCUGCCUGGACCAGGCGCGUCAGAUGCUGGGUCAGGGUGUCAAGGAGCCUCGCAAGUGGACGCUGAUGACGGCCGAGGCGCACUUGCGCAUGGGUAACGACAACUCCUUCGGCAAGGCCCAGGAUAUCGCCAUUGGCAUGCUGCGCGAGAACAGCCAGGAUCCCGAUGCGAUGCUGAUCCGCGCCCGCGCGUUCUAUGGCAUGGGUGACACUGAUCAGGCGUUGAAGCUGCUCAAGAUGUGCCUGGGUCUGGAUCCCGACAUGAAGGCGGCCAUCAAGAUGCUGCGCACCGUGCAGAAGUUGACGCGCACCAAGGAGGAGGGUAACACUGCUUUCAAGGCCAAGGACUAUCGCAAGGCCAUCGAGUUGUGGACCGAGGCCGUCCAGGUCGACCCCAAGAACAAGGACCAGAACGCCAAGAUUCUGCAGAACCGCGCCCAGGCCUACAUCAACUUGAAGGAAUACGACAAUGCGGUCAAUGACUGCACGGAAGCUCUGAAAUUGGACCCCAGCUAUCUCAAGGCACAGAAGAUUCGUGCUAAGGCUCAUGGCGGUGCUGGUAACUGGGAGGAAGCCGUGCGCGACUACAAGGCUGUUGCUGAGACGAACCCAAUGGAGAAGGGCAUCCAGGAGGAGAUCCGCCGGGCUGAGUUCGAGCUGAAGAAGGCACAGCGCAAGGACUACUACAAGAUCCUCGGGGUUUCCAAGGAUGCAUCUGAGCAGGAGAUCAAGAAGGCUUACCGCAAGAUGGCCAUCCAAUACCACCCCGACAAGAACCGUGAUGAUCCUACUGGUGAGGAGAAGUUCAAGGAGAUUGGUGAGGCUUAUGAGACUCUGAUUGAUCCUCAGAAGCGCGCCUCUUACGACAACGGUGACGACCUCGUUGACCCGGCUGACAUGUUUGGCCGCGGCGGCAUGGGAGGUAUGCACGGCUUCGGAGGUAUGGGCGGCAUGGGCGGCAUGGGCGGUAUGGGUGGUAUGGGCGGUAUGGGUGGCACCCAUAUCAACAUCGACCCCAGCGUUCUCUUCAACAUGAUGAACGGCGGAGGUGGCUUUGCUCAAGCCGGUGGCCAGCGCGGCGGAGGUUUCCCUGGAGGAUUCUCCUUCUAA
Messenger RNA from Aspergillus fijiensis CBS 313.89, 1623 nucleotides. Its product is annotated as DnaJ and TPR domain protein. The coding region runs from base 1 to 1623 and encodes 540 amino acids. The record is from RefSeq and is a predicted model, not a curated record. The transcript is spliced from 3 exons. Lineage: Eukaryota; Fungi; Ascomycota; Eurotiomycetes; Eurotiales; Aspergillaceae. Gene Ontology annotation, molecular function: protein binding.